Microbotryum saponariae is the source of this 489-nucleotide messenger RNA. The record is from the annotation of a GenBank genome assembly. NCBI's taxonomy places the organism in Eukaryota, Fungi, Basidiomycota, Microbotryomycetes, Microbotryales, Microbotryaceae.
AUGGAAUUCAACAGUUCAGACCUCAUCAAGUAGUUCGCAUCCAACCGUGCCGGCAAAUGAUGCAGAUCAACAUCGUCUCGACGAUAGCCUGGCUGACAUCGUGAUUGACGCGGUGGAAGAUGUCUUGUACUACGCUGAUGCCGCGUCGCGCUUGUGUCAUUAUCCGGGGCCGGAAGUGGUGUCGUCUCGCAAGGCGGAAAGGACUGCUUCGGUGAGCUCUUUCCAGAUUCUUGUGCCGUCGGGUGUGUCUCUCUUGGCGUCCGCUGCGCCCCUGAUCGACAUCGACGAACCCGACCGACCUGUCGAGCCCGCCAUUGUACGCGCCCGCAACGUCAUCGCGUGGGCGCUACCUUCUGGUGUGAGGAAUCCACUCUCCGCUCGGCUCAGGACUUAGGCGCGCGGAGCGAACCGGGCGCGGACUUAGGCGCGCGGAGUGAGCCGGGCGCCCCGGCCCAGGACUUAGGCGCGCGAAGCGAGCCUGGGACUUAG